Molecule: messenger RNA, 1808 nt
Organism: Benincasa hispida (wax gourd)
Lineage: Eukaryota; Viridiplantae; Streptophyta; Magnoliopsida; Cucurbitales; Cucurbitaceae
Product: homeobox-leucine zipper protein ATHB-6-like
Biological process (GO): positive regulation of DNA-templated transcription
Cellular component (GO): nucleus
Molecular function (GO): sequence-specific DNA binding; DNA-binding transcription factor activity, RNA polymerase II-specific
Source: RefSeq, a predicted model, not a curated record
AGUGUGAAAGCCUACCUGGGUUGUGAAUUUGCUUCACUCGUCUUCCCCAUUUCUCUUCUUUUUUCCGUUUCUUCUUGUUUUUAUUUCCUUAAUUUGAUUCCUCUUUUCUUCUGGGUUUCUGCUUAUAAGCUUCCUAUUUUGGAGUUGAGGGAUUUUAAAUGGGUUUCUCUGAGGGAGAAGAAAUGUUGAACAACAAUGAUGAUGAAUCGGGGAAAAGAAAGUGUUUGUACAGUCAUUGUGAACAACACUGUACAAAUUGUUCUUCUUUUUCUUUCAUUACACAAUGGACUUUUGCCUUCAUUGCUUCCUUCCACUGAUAUCAUAUUCCAAAUUUCUUCUCAUUAAAAUAAACAACAAUCAAAACUAACCCAUCAUCAUCAUCAUCAUCAUCAUCAUCAUCAUCAUAUUCUAAGUUUUCUGUGUGUUUAAUUUUGUGCUGAUUCUCAAUCAUGAAGAGACCAGCAGUCGGCUCAGAUUCCUUGGGUGCACUUAUCUCCAUUUGCCCAUCUUCAGAUCAUGAACAGAGUCCAAGAAACAAGAACAGUAACCAUGUUUACGCCACAGAAUUCCAGUCUAUGCUGGAUGGGUUUGAUGAAGAAGGGUGCGUUGAAGAAUCAGGGCAUGUUUCAGAGAAGAAAAGACGACUUAGUGUGGAGCAAGUGAAGGCUCUAGAGAAGAAUUUUGAAGUUGAAAACAAGCUCGAACCAGAGAGGAAAGUGAAGCUUGCUCGAGAACUUGGAUUACAGCCUCGACAAGUUGCUGUUUGGUUUCAAAAUCGUCGAGCCAGAUGGAAAACUAAGCAAUUAGAAAGAGACUAUGGCGUUCUCAAAACUAAUUAUGAGAAUCUCAAACUUAGUUUUGAAACUCUCCAAAAUGAUAAUCAAACUCUCCUCAAACAGAUUCGGGAACUGAAAACAAAGCUUCAAGAAGAUAACUCAGAGAGUAAUCUUUCGGUGGAGGAAGAAAUGGUGGUGGCGGCUAAUUCUGAAAAUGCUCCGAUCGAACAAACUAAGCCGGAAAUUGGGGGGGAUCAGUUCUCUGUUCCGCCGGCGAGUGAGUCCCAAGACUUUAAUUACGAGAGCUUCAACAGCAAUGGCGGAGAAGGGGAAGAGGCACCAAUGGAAGAAGCGACAUUGUUCCCCGAUUUCAAAGAUGGAUCAUCCGAUAGCGAUUCGAGCGCGAUUUUAAACGAAGAUUACAGUCCAACAGCGGGGAUUUCUUCACCCGGAGUGCUGCAGAAUCACCAGCAGUACCAUUUAAUGACUGGAGCGUUAUCUCCGCCGCCCUCCGCCGCCGUGAAACUCAAUUACUUGCAGUUUCAGAAGGGGUAUCAACAACAAACCCAGAUGUUUCCAAAAAUGGAGGAGCAUAAUUUCUUCAGCGGAGAGGAGACUUGUAACUUCUUUUCCGAUGAGCAAGCUCCAACUUUGCACUGGUGGAGCUAAAUCCAUGGCGGUAUAAAGGCGGAAUUUCAGAGAAUAAAAAGGGAAAGUAGAUUUUGAAAAUUUGGGUGUGUAAGUUAAUUCUGAAGAUGGAUGGAAUGGAGUGAAGGAAGAAGAUGAAGUGAAUUGAGGAGACUAAUGGAGAAAUUGAGGUGGGAUUCUCCAUGAAAAUAAUUUGGGCUAUUUUUUUUCCUCUUUGCCUUUGAUUCUUCCAUGAGUUCAUGAGGGGAUCGAAACUGAAAUCCAAGUUGUAAAAAUUAAAACCAGAAAAAAAAAAACAGAGAAGAUCAAAUAGGUGUUAGAAAAAAAAUCAUGUAAUGGAGAAAUAAUUAUAAUAUUCGCUCUUUUGCCGUUGUUCAAACAAAA